UCUCCCUCUGCUGUUGAUUAUCAUACCUUAGUCUGACGAACAUGAGGGAAUAGAGGGACUAUACACACCCCAUUCAUGAUACACACCUUGUUUACUUGGUCUGCCCAAACACACCAUACCAUCUGUAUAACCAGCCACUUGGCCAUACACCAACGGCCACCAACGAAGCAGCCACAUUCUUGGCAGCAGCGCCGGUUGGCGGCAGUAUAUCCCAUAGGCCAUCAUCAAAUCCUAAAUCCUGCAAAUUUCUUUCUUGAUCUGGGCUCGGCCGCAUCUCUUGGCCUGAGGCUGCUACCCAACGGUGAACACUAUGCCCUCUUUGGAGACUCUGCAUCCUAGAGUCUUGCGGGGUAUAUAAGAAAUACACUGGGUACGAGUGAGUGUGCUGCUGAUCAAUAUCAUUAUUCCAAGUUUCUAGUUAUUACUACCUAGGGUGCUUUUAGGUAAUUACAAACAAGUUAUCUAUCCAAAGGUUUGAUCGGAUGUCCAGCAGUAUAGAAGAACCACCACGUGCGCAUGAUAAAAGCUACUUGUUCAAAGCACCCAUGCCACUUUU
Messenger RNA from Aspergillus candidus, 556 nucleotides. RefSeq lists its product as uncharacterized. The coding region runs from base 76 to 339 and encodes 87 amino acids. The transcript has a single exon. The record is from RefSeq and is a predicted model, not a curated record. Lineage: Eukaryota; Fungi; Ascomycota; Eurotiomycetes; Eurotiales; Aspergillaceae.